Messenger RNA from Paramecium pentaurelia, 1018 nucleotides. The record is from the annotation of a GenBank genome assembly. NCBI's taxonomy places the organism in Eukaryota, Ciliophora, Oligohymenophorea, Peniculida, Parameciidae.
AUGGAGUAAUAAUUGAUUGAAAAUAGAAGAAUUACUUAAUUGUUUUGCUAAAGUGUAAAAUCUUGUAAAAACAUUGCUUUUGGACAUUUUGUUUAUUGUGCAUGUAAAAUAAUUACUGCUGUUAUUUUAUUGACUAUUAAUGCAACAAAUUCUUGUGGUUGGGAAGAUGCAAAUACUUGGAUGACAAUAGUGAUAGGAGAGUCUCUAUUAGAAUUAGUUGUAUUUGCAAUUAUAAUGAAAUUGAUUAAAAAAACAGUAUUUAGCAUAUCAAAAUUAGCCUGUACUCUUGAAUGUUGGUGAAGAAUUACAUUAGGUUAUAUAUGCUGAAAAUUCUUAAAUUAAUAGUUAUGGAGACAUAUCUGAAUUCUUAGCCAAUUAAAAUGAUGAUUAAACUAUAUAGUUUCCUGAAAGAGAAUUCGAUAAAAAAAAGUUGAUGUUGGCAUAAUAAAUUUUAUAAGAAAUAAUCAAAAUAUACUCUCCUCUUAAAUAUUCUAAACAUCUUGUAUUUUUAAUAAAUUAAGGACUAUUAAUAUGGGGAUUCAUAAUAGGAUUUGAAAUCCCAUGGGAUGUGAAUGAUGAAUGUAGAAACAGACUUUUAAUUACAAUAUACGUAUUCUUGUUUUAUACAAUAUGCUAAUAUCUGGAUGUUUAUCUUUUAAUAAUUAUAAUUUUACUUUGCUUACCUUUUGUUUUAAUUUUUUUGAUUUACUAAAAAAUAUAAUAACCUAAAGGAAAAAAAGAUACAGAUUAAAUAUUAGAAGAUCUUAAGAAAAAAUAUUUUGUGAAAUAUUCUCCAAAUCUAAUUGAAGGGACACCAGAAUGUAAAAUUUGCAUGUAAACAUAUUAAUUGGAAGAAGAAGUCUUAAAAUUGCCAUGUCAUGAAUCUCAUAAUUAUCAUUUUAUUUGUAUAUCGGCAUGGUUUAAGGUUAACUUGAGUUGUCCUGUUUGUAGAAAAAGUUAUGCUGAAGAUGAGGGUAAUGAAUAAAACCUAGAGGAUAUAAAUUAAGCUCCAUAAUGA